CUUCUACCAGUUCAAUUCAGGACGUCAUAAAGUUUGGGUAUAAAGGAGAGUGGGCGUUGUGUUUUGGUAUUUUCCAAUUGUUGAGACAUUUUAAAAUGGUGCUGCAAUCGAAAUCGGGAGUGAAAGAUGCUUCUCGUCUGAAAGCUGGCCAUCCUCCUGCAGUGAUGGCUGGGGGGAAGCGAGUGGCCAAGAAGGCCUUUGAAGACGGUCAUGGGAUUUCUGAAAGGGAGACUAAGAGGACGGAUAAACCAAGGUCCCUCGCCCUCUACAGCAGAACCCACCAAGUCAGCAUUCUGCUGGCCGGGACCCUUGGCAAGAUGGGUCAUGAGUUCCCAGAGACCCAGGUGAGCGUGAGACACGCCAAGGUGCGUCCGGCAGCGGAGAAGACCCACGCUCUGAGGAGCUUCGGCAUCCAACAGCCCAGGAAGUGUUGCAGUAGCAAUAGCAGGGGGUUCUUCUAACUCGUGUCCCUGACGGGAGUAGUGACAGUAUGGUGGACUGUGAACGGGGGGGGGGGGGGGUGAUUGAGGCCACAAUGGCGAGCCCUAGUAGGCCGUUUUGUCUGGUCGACGUAAGCUCUAUUAUGUAGCGUGUAAUGCUGAAGCUGCACUUGCAGGGGCUUGUCUAGAAAAACAUGUACCAUUGUUUAAUGUACAAUUUGUUGUUUGCAUUUGACUAAAAAGAACGUAGGCGUUAUGUAUAGUUAAACGCAUGGCUAUGUAGUGCGACUUUUCUACACUUUUAUGUGUAACUGCAUAGCACUUAAUAAUGGCUUGAAUAAACUCACUUGGCUUUA
Gadus macrocephalus (Pacific cod) is the source of this 796-nucleotide messenger RNA. RefSeq names its product death-associated protein-like 1 homolog. The transcript has 4 exons. The record is from RefSeq and is a predicted model, not a curated record. Gene Ontology annotation, molecular function: death domain binding. NCBI's taxonomy places the organism in Eukaryota, Metazoa, Chordata, Actinopteri, Gadiformes, Gadidae. Gene Ontology annotation, biological process: apoptotic signaling pathway; negative regulation of autophagy; cellular response to amino acid starvation. The coding region runs from base 96 to 461 and encodes 121 amino acids.